Messenger RNA from Echinops telfairi (small Madagascar hedgehog), 2106 nucleotides. It is a transcript of the gene FRMD1, whose product is annotated as FERM domain containing 1. Lineage: Eukaryota; Metazoa; Chordata; Mammalia; Afrosoricida; Tenrecidae. The record is from RefSeq and is a predicted model, not a curated record. Bases 169 to 1671 code for a protein of 500 amino acids. The transcript is spliced from 13 exons. Gene Ontology annotation, cellular component: cytoplasmic side of apical plasma membrane; cytoskeleton. Gene Ontology annotation, biological process: positive regulation of hippo signaling.
AGGCAGUGAGCCCUGGGUGGCCGCUGACCACUGCUGACUCUGCAGCACCUGCUGACCUCCUCCGUGCCUGCCCAGCAAAUUCCCGAAGGUGGAGGAGGGAGCCCUUGGUGGGACCAGGCCUCAGGCAGAGGCCCAGUGGGUGCCAAGGAGCCAGAUGUGCACAGGGGGAUGGCGGGCACCCUGGGCUCUGACGUGGAGACGGUCUCCCAGCUGCGUGACGUCCUGGUGGUGCUGCCCACGCAGGAGACACUGCGGUUGGCCGUGGAGGUAAGAGCCACGGGUCAGGAGCUCCUCCAGCGGGUGUGUGAUCUGAAGAGCAUGCGAGAAGCCCCCCUCUUCGGCCUCAGCGUGGUCCGAGACAAUGAGCAUGUCUUCAUGGACUUGACUCAGAAGCUCAGCAAGUACUUCGCUAAGGACUGGAAGAAGGAGGCUUACAAGAGUGGUGAGCCUCGCCGGCCCCCCUUUGUCACCUUCCUCAGGGUGCAGUACUACGUGGAGAACGGGAGGGUGAUCAGCGACCGGACGGCGCGGCAUCUGUACUACCGACACCUGCGGGAACGUGUGCUGCGCUCUGAGUGCCCGCACCGGGAGGAGCUCUACUUCCUGCUGGCCGGGCUGGCGCUGCAGGCCGAGCUGGGCCGCCACCGUGAGGCCGCCCACACCGGCCGCUACUUCCAGCCGCAUGCCUACUUCCCGCCGUGGAUCCUGGCCAAGUGGGGCAUCGAGUUUGUGCUGCAGCAUGUGCCGGCCGUGCACCGGGAGCACCGGGGCCUGAUGCCACUGGAGGCCGAGCUGCGCUUCAUCCAGGAGGCCUGCCGCCUGGAUGACGUCCCCAUCCACUUCUUCCGGCUGCACAAGGACAAGAAGGAAGCCCCACCCACCAUCGUGCUGGGCCUGACUCUCAAGGGGAUGCACAUCUACCAGGAGGUGAACCGCACCCGGCAGCUGUUGCAUGACCUGCCCUGGUCUCGUGUUGACAAGCUGGCCUUCCUGGGGAAGAAGUUCGAGAUCCAGCGGGCUGGGCUGCCUUCCGCCCAGAAGCUGGUCUAUUACACCGGCUGCCCGCUGCGCUCCCGGCACCUGCUGCGUCUGCUCAGCUCUAGCCAUCGGCUCCACCUGCGCGUCCAGCCGGUGCUCCAGCAGCUGCGGCAGCUCCAGGAGGCUGAAGAGAAGAAGCAUUAUUGCGAGUCCUACGUCAGCGAUGGGCUGGAGCUGGACGGGCGCCUGGUCCCCUGGCCCUCCCCGGGCAGCGCUGGCAGCGGGAACAGUGGGCAUUCUGCCGACAGCCACACCAGCUCCCACCCAUCCAGUGCUGAGGCCGAUGCCUACCACAUGCCCAAGGAGAUGUCUGUAGAUGAGCCCUUCUUGGCAGGGGAUGCCCCAGCCCCCGAGGAUGACACACCAGCUUGCAGCCAGGAACCCCAUGCAGUGGGGCGAAUCACGCUGGUCAAGAUGAGGGGUGCCGAGAGCACCCAGGCCCUGCGCCAGAUCCCAGUGGCCCAAGGCCAGGGCCUGAUGAAGCUGCACAGCCAGAGGCAGGACGACAUGGGGAAUGGGGCCCCGCCAGGCUCCUCCGCACACCACUGCCCCUCCGGCUGCGCCUGGGGGGACCCGCAAUGCCUGUCCCUGGACCUCGCUGAGGAAGGCCAGCUGGAGGAGUGUGUGGUGUAGCUGGACCACUGGAUUCCCACAGGGAGCCCUGCGGUCACUCAGCACCCACAUCCUCGUCCUCCUUUGUGUGGGCCAGGCCACUGGACAGGACCCCAGGGGCCUCCGAGCUCCUGGAGAGACAUCUCAGGGGGGCUAACCUAGCAGCACCUGACCCCCAGAGCCCUGGGGCAUCCAGGGGGACUGUAUCUGCAUGCCCACACAUUGGCAUAAUGGCUCUGCACCCCCAGCAUUGGGCCCUUGGACCCCAAAACUGCCGACGGCCCCCCGGGGUCCCAGAUCUGGUUGCAGUGCCUGUGACAUCAUCCGCACCUGCCCCUAAGGGGGCCCAGGGGCUGGGACUGAGUCCACUCUCUGGUUUAGGAACCAGGGAAGGCUACUGAGGAUCAGCCCUGGGGUAAGGAGGGGUGGGUGGGGUCUGUCUGUGCUGGACCAUGU